CACCAACUUCAAUCACAACUCGAUCAGCGUUCAACUUGCCAACUUGCUUAGUGCAAAUUUCUGAAAACCAAUCAUGAAGUGUAUCGCAGCAACAGUCAUGGUUGCCCUCAUGGCAGUCAUCACCGAAGCAUCGUACGCCCCAGCGGUCUACGGAGGUCAUUACGGAUAUGCUGCAGCCCCCGUAGUAACUUAUGCCAACGAUCAUCACGGCUGGUCCUACGCCAACGCUUACAACAACCAUUGGGGAUACGCACCGGCUGCCGUUGCCUACAACAGCUGGGAUGGUCACUGGGGUGCUCCUGCCGUAGCCUAUGGUGGUGCUCACUGGAACCAGUGGAACGGUGCUGUGGUUGCACCAGUUCAACAUGCCGCUUCGUACGUCGCUGCCAACCGGGGAGCAGUCCACAAGGCGCCUCUUGUUGGACAUGUUCUCAACCAGAAGUCACUGAACUUGGCUCCGGCUCCUGGAACCUGGUAAAUGGCCGCAAUUGGAUUUGUAAAUACGUGGGGCAUGUGGGACUGGUUGGAACGUUUUGAAUAAAUUUCUUUAUUUCAAAACUAA
This is a messenger RNA of Wyeomyia smithii (pitcher-plant mosquito), 562 nucleotides long. Its product is annotated as adult cuticle protein 1-like. The record is from RefSeq and is a predicted model, not a curated record. Bases 74 to 478 code for a protein of 134 amino acids. NCBI's taxonomy places the organism in Eukaryota, Metazoa, Arthropoda, Insecta, Diptera, Culicidae. The transcript is spliced from 2 exons.